AUGCUGUAAGUUUUUCGCCUUUUUCUCUCCAUUUUUCGUUUCUCCGAUGCCAAAAUGUACGAAUUUCGAAAAAAAAACACGUUUGUUCGGAGAUUUUAAUCUAAAAAUUAUCGUUUUGCCCAUCUCUUUCUUAAUUCCGCCCAUUUUCCAGCUGUUUCCAUCCCGUUCUCUUACGUUAGCUCUAAUAAACAAAUUUUCGAUGCAAAUACGCAUGAAAACAAACUAAAAAUGAACUAUUCGUUUAUUUUCCGAGACUUUCAUCGUAAUCUGACCCUCUCUCAAAGAAUUGUUUAUUAUUGAAUCCCUUUUCGAAAAGAAACAAUGGAAUGAGAGUGAGGGGAGCAGAAUAAGAAGGAGAAGACGUGCAUUUAAUUGAAUCAGCGAAAAAGAUGGCCAGCGGAGGUCUUCAUUUCUUUUUUCUCCGUCUCUCCAUCACCACGACUUCAUUUAUACGUCCUGAAACCAUGUGAUGCAAUUUCAGAGUUUUCUUUAUUUUUUGCUAGUGCUAUUCUGAAACCGCAAAUUUACUUUCACAUGAAGAAGGUAAAAACGCUGGAAAAUUAGCAAAAGUACAGCGUAUGACAGUUUAGAACUCAAAAAAUGGGAGGAAAAGCUUGCACAUGCCUUUUGUUUUUCUGUUUUCAAAUGUGUCCAUUUGCAGGAUACUGCGUCCUAACUUGUUUUGAUCUUUUUCCCCCGCCAAUUCAGUAGUUCCCUUUUCUUUCUUUCUCUCUCGUUCGUCAUGCGUCCAAAUUGCAAGUUAAUCGGAGCGUUCACUCUCUCUCUUCCUCUCCUCAUUCCGCUCGGUCCACUGGCGUAAUUUGAGCUGAAUAGAGGGGCCGCCCGUGGUCCCUUCCGGCCGCCCUUCUCUCUUACUUAUUACACUUGACGUGUGUUCAACCCGACCGAUCGAUCAUUCGCACUUUUCCGCUCUUUCAUCAGCUGAUUCUCACAUUUCUCACACGCCUACAUCACAGUUUUCGCGUCUGUAUCCGUCUCUCUCUCCCUCUCUCUCUUUCUUCGAUCGAUGCGAAUCAAAUCGAAUCGAAUCGAAGUGCGUACAGUUCUGAGGGGAGCGCGCGCGUGGCCCCGCGCCGACGCAUCGAAGUGUGCUCCUCUGCUUCUCUCGGCGCUCUCCGAUCGUCGCACUGUCUCGACAAUGCUGCUUCCGGUGGCGAGACGCAAAAAAGUGCGGCGGUGAGGCCUGUGUGAGGCAGCAAAGUUGGGUUCAAACAGCCGACAGAGAGCAUUCCUGAACCUUCCUUCCUGUCUGUCUGCCUCAAGUGUUUAGAUUUCGGCCCCUCGUGACAGCUCUCCCCCCUGAUCUUUCAUUUCAUUCUGUAAUCCUUUGCCUGUCACUUUUUCACAUUCAUUUCAAAGUUUUUUUUUGAAUCAAUUAUCUCUUGUUCUCUUCUGUUUAUUUACCGUAGGAUCGCUCGCCCACUGCCACUGUACAGUUGUUGUUUUUCCGCCUCCAAACACAACAAUCUGUCCUUCCAAAUAUUAUUAUCGUCCCAAUUUUCUCUAUAUAAUUGUGAUUUCGGCGCCCCAAUUACCACUUCCAGUUUCGCCCGCCCGUACAGUGUCAUCUGACUGAAAAAAGAUAGCGUGCAUUCAAAAAUAGAUGGAAAUCCCUGAUAAUCGCAUUUCCUUUAAAUAUUUAAUCACUAAAAUCUUUAGCAAAUAUUUUUCCUGCUUGGACUCAAACGAUGUCCUCGUAGACUCCCCAGAGACCUUGCAGAACAUGAAGAAAUAAGUAGAAACGCCGAUUUCGGGCCGGCAAGGCAAAAAGUUAACGAAAGCGUAGGCAAAGCUUUUGGAAAAAUGAGUGAUGGACGAAGAUGGACCUAGUGGCUCUCCUUUUCAUUGCCGGAAAUAUACACAUUCUGGUGCAGAGUGCUCUCUCGAGUGGAGUGACGAGUGUUUAUGCUCCGGAUGAUUCAUAUAUGCAUAAAGAUUGCCGCCCCCUACUUGUAGUACUAGUACUAGUCGAUCCUCUCCAAAGUCAUUCUCUCACACCUGUCCUUCUGCUGCCGCACCUCGUCCUUGAGAAGCCUUAUUCUCUUCGCAACCAGUUCAUUUACUUCUUCCUCUUCUUCGUCUUCGUAUUCUGCAGUAAUCCUCUGAUCUACGAACGGUGUGCGGGAUAAACAAUUAGGAGCGGAGGCUCCUGUUGGCAGAUGUCGUCUCGGAUAUAAUCCUUUUGCCAUUCCUUCCAUCUUCUUCUUCUCAUUCGUCUUCUUCCUCUCCUCUCUCCGAUAUUUUCAAAUUUCCUCUUAUCAUAGCUAGUUGAUUUCUUCCGAAUUGCGUCGAGUCAGCACAGCACUCAUUCUGGAAAUGUUCUAGAAGCGACUAGCCCUCGUGCUCAUUGAGCAUCGCCUCCCACUCGCGCUCAUGUUUCAAUUAGUUUAGCGAUCUAUCCAUGUUUCCACAGCUUUCUUCCGGCCCCCGAGACCCCACAAGCAGUCGUUUUCCAGUUUCGUGCUCUCUCUCUCUCUUUCUCUUUCUGUUCGUAACCUUGCUCCCAUCCGCAUUGUGUAAUUCGGUGGUGCAGCAGACACGGGGCUCACGUCUCUCCUUCUACUCCUGCUGCUGCUGCUGCUGCUUUUGCUGCCAUCCUCCGAUUCGCCCUGUACACGGCGAAAACGUGAAGCUUUUGUCAAUAUUUGAGCCCUUUCCGCAAGACCGAAAUACAGUCAGUUUUGGCGACACGCAGACAGAAGCAGACGAAACCAGCGCGGGGGCAAGCGCCGCGCGGAAAUCUCUCUUCCGCGCGCGGACGUGUUUGCCGCCUGCCGUCGCGCUCCGACGUGAGACUGGAACUGCCUAGGAGGGGAUCACACGGAAAGUGAAGGCAAACUUUGCGAAACGAGGAGAGAAAGAUGAGUAGUAGUGUUCACAUAAGAGGGUGCGUCGAGACAGAGAAAGAGUGUGUGUGUGUGUGCAUUCGACAUUGACAUUUGUAGUUGGAAUGGAAUGGAAAGGAGGCGGAGAGAGUUGCCCUUCGGGUGUCAAGGAGGUUAGAGCACACGACCUGGAGUCUUUUCCGGCACACACACACACACCCGCAGAUGCAUUCGUUCGUCAAUUCUGCUUGAUUUCCGAAAAAGUCGUUGCCUUGUACAGUACGAUCGUCUUCACUCGAUCAGGUGACUAACUGUCUGCCAUUUCGAAAUCGACCCUUUUGUCUUCUGACUCAUCAGUCAAAAGACGUUGGAAUUCGAAAAGAGACCGGGCGAAACCAUCGCGUUUCUCUAGAUUUAUGUGAUUUUUUCGAAAUCUUCCCACCGUCAUUGGGGGCGACAGUUCGAUCCCACUCCUCCGGAAUUCAGCACAACGUCAUUCGCUCGAACCCCAAGUUAUUGUGGUCGUAGUCGUUGUCAAACAUUCUAUGUAUGGCUACGAGUACCCCCACUCUUGUCGACGUGUAUCGACCCGACACGGGGUAAUAAUCGUUCAUCGCGAGCGGUUCUUGACCGUUGACCCGUCUUCCUUUUCUCCUCUCUUUUUUGGUCGUUUUCCUACCGAUAUCGGUUGUUUUUAGACCGUAAUUAAGCGGUACCGAUCAAUCCAGAAAUGUUUUCGACUUUUCGACACGUUGUUCGUCAAGUUGAGAGAAAACGAAAGACGACACAAAUAAGAGAAUUAUUCGAAGAUGGAUGGGAUGAGGCGCCGACUACAAAUUAUUCAUACGUAGUAAAACGAGAGAGUAUUUUCUGCCCAGUCUUUUUCUUUGUUUGUCCUUCUCCAGUGAGACUCCUCAUCUGCCCCGUGUUAUCCCCCUUCUUUUUUGGUCCUCUCAUUCCAAUAUUAAAAUAGCGGAUUUCAAAGGCUUCUCAAUUCAUUCGAGCACUUUGUUGGCGCAGUGCCAACCAUUACAUUUUCCUCAUCUUCUUCUUCUUCUUCUUCUUUUUGCUGUCAAUUUCGGGAUAAUCCGACGGCUUCUCGUCGACUUACUCGAUGACGUUCUUGCUGCCUUAAACAUGCAUUUCAAUCCGUCUCGUCUAGUUAUUUUCGAUCCGUCUCCUCUCCGGCCCGUCAUAAUAAUCAUACUUUCGUUUCGUUUUCAGCACUGACUUGUUCUACUCGACGUUCGGCUGCAUCUACUCGACUGAUCAUCCGACGUUCACGAUGGAAGUGAUGGGAACAGCGAGAAGAAAAACGCCGGUCAGGCUCAACGUGUACGACAUGUACUGGCUCAACGACUACGCCUCCAACAUUGGCGUCGGAAUUUUUCACUCCGGCAUCGAAAUCUUUGGCGUUGGUAAGUCUGAAAAGCAAAGUUGGUGCUGACAACCAAUGAAUCAUUUAGAAUACGCGUACGGCGGUCAUCCGUAUCAAUUCUCGGGAGUCUUUGAGAACUCGCCGCAGGACGCCGAAGAGCUCGGCGAGACGUUCAAGUUCAGAGAGUCGAUCGUCGUCGGAGAGACGGAUCACACGUCCACAGAUGUCCGCAAACUGAUCAAGGCGCUCGGCGAGGAGUUCCGCGGCGACCGUUACCAUCUGAUCUCGCGCAACUGCAACCACUUCAGCUCCGUCCUCGCACGUCAUCUGACCGGAAAAGAGAUUCCCGGAUGGAUCAAUCGUUUGGCGAACCUGAGCGGAAGCAUUCCGUUCCUCGAGAAGUGCAUCCCGCAGGAAUGGCUCACUCCGAUCGUGCUGCAGGCGUCCGUCGACGAGAAGAAGAGAGGGUCGGUCGAUUCGGCCGAGGAGGCGACUGAGAAGUUUAUCGAAACUUGCCGCUCGCUGAAUGGUAAGCUUUUAGAUGAAAAAAUAAAAUGCAGAAAUCUCAAUUUUUACAGAUUCGCGCACCACAAUCCUCGACAACCGAACUGCCAGCGGAAACAUCGUCAUGUCGGCAUCGUCCUCUAACUCGGACCGCGUCUGCAUGUCUCCCUCCUCCUCGUCUUCGGCUUCUUCGUGCGAUACCCUGGACUACGACGAGCUGAUUGUCCGCUCGCCCAACUAUUCGAGUGAAAAGAAGUCGCGCAGCAACUCGCCGCCAAUCUUCCGCUUCUGGAACACGAUCAAGGCGACGAUCAACGGCACUCCGCAGAGCGCGCCGACCGGAACCGCCGCCGUCAUUCCCGCUUCGGCGGCCUCGAGCAUUGGUAAAGCGAACAACGUGCCGACGAACGCGUCGGCGAGCAACGGACUCGCCAAGCCCACGUAUUCUGAGUGCUAGAGAGGUUGGUGCCGUCAGAACUUUGGGCUCUUCACAAUAAAUCUCUUUAUUUUCAGGUUCACCGUCGAGAAGCCGUUCUUUCAGUGUUUUGUGCUGAAAUCGACCUCCUCGUCGCUUCUUUCUAUUCCUCCUCGAUAA
Caenorhabditis sp. 36 PRJEB53466 is the source of this 5323-nucleotide messenger RNA. The record is from the annotation of a GenBank genome assembly. Lineage: Eukaryota; Metazoa; Nematoda; Chromadorea; Rhabditida; Rhabditidae.